UCUGCGACGAGUCAGUUAUCGUCACGUGUGCUUAGACUUCUGUCACUUUGCACUUACGCCUUUCCUACUAACCUCAAGAGGCUAUGCGUCCACGCCAAAUAUGACACCCUCCAGAGAUGUAUAAGAACCCCAUGUUUCGUAUGAUAUUAUCGUAUCACACCUAUGGAAUCGUCAUCUCAAACCACUCAGUAUACCAAUCCUGCGAGUGUUACCCAUGGUAAUUCACUAGAUAAGAAAGGGCGGAUCACUCCUACUACAAGCCCUUCGGGCCAUCGAGGAAUUGGACAACCCAACCCCGAGCGCGUUAGCUCCAAAGGUUGGGCACAACUCGCCAAGAAGCUCUGGAAGUAUGAUACCGCGAAGGUCAGAGAUUGCAAAGAAGAUAUCGACACCCUACAAGUCUUCGCGGGGCUCUUUCUGCUGUGCUUACCGCUUUUAACAUUGAAGCUUACAAGAUGCUGAAGAAAGACCCUAUGGGUGUUUCUACGUGUCUUCUAGCCCAAAUUGCUCAGCAGGCAGGACCACCCUCGAACACCAGCCAGGCUCAAAACCCGUCGUCUCCUGUGGCAUGUUCGGACUUUCAAGCCCAGCCUCUAGCAGUCCAUGUUAAUAUAUUAUGGUUCGCAAGCCUCGUGUGUAGUCUUGUCACAGCUUCUAUAGGCAUUCUCGUGAAGCAAUGGCUACGGGAGUAUCUGGCUGGCGAGAGAAGUUCACCUCGAGAACGCUUGCGUCUUCGGCAUGUUCGUUACGAAGGACUCGUACGAUGGCGGGUAUUCGAGAUUGCAGCAUUAUUGCCGCUGUUGCUGCAGCUCUCGCUGGCGUUGUUCUUCAUCGGUCUCAUCAUCUUCCUGAAUGCCCUUCAUCCUACCGUUGGCCAAGUUAUCACAGUGUUCAUCAGCGUUUGGUUCUUUGCCAUGCUGUCGACCACUUUCGCACCUGCGAUCGCGUUCAAUUGCUCUUACAAGCUACCAUCUCUCAAAAGAUUGAUGCAAGCCAUCCGACACUGUUGGUAUAGGGCGCAUUUCGUGAUCAAGCAGCAACAUUUUCUCGAGGAGCUCUAUCGUGACGUUUGUUUGGAGGGUGCCGAUGAAGAGACUAUCAUCCGUCAGAAGAACGAUCUGGAUAUUCACAUUCUCGUUGGUGCUGACGCAACGUUGUUUGACGAUGGUAUCUUGGACGUAACAAUCCGAGAAUGUCUAGCAACUACGUCCGGAGAAGCCGCUUUUGACUUCGUCAAUCAGACACUUACACAUCGUCUGGACCGAUUACGCCCAUCACGCCCUUGCGAAAUUUCUUCCAAAAUACCGGAAUGUUUCGUUCACAUUUUGUUAGAUGCUGUCAAUCGUGAGGUGGAGAGCCGAAUUGACGAUUCCUCUCAGGUUACAUUGCCGCCGUGGAUUGGGGAGGCCCUUACUUGUAUGGCAGGUGAUGGAAGGCUGAGCUAUACAUUUGGAAAGGCGUCGAUGAAAGAUACGUCGAUCCGGGAGACGACAUGCACGGCGUUGGGCUUUCUGCUUGAAGCUGAAGAUCACUCUGUUGCGCGGCAAGUUAUUCUUUUCUUAGGGACUCACACUCAUUUGCAAGAUACACUUCCUAUACUGUCGAGCCCAUUCAAUCGAAAGCGACAUCAUUCGAGACUCGACGCAGGAUCUCCGUCAUCUCCUAACGGAGGUGACUUUCUCUCUUCACUCCCAUUACUUGAAUCAGGCUUUUGUUGGAUUGGCUCCUAAUGAAUCGGCAAAUCGAUGUCUAGAACUUGCCAAUCAACUGAAUCGGGACCACAAUUGCAUCAUUGCGGGUGCCGAUCUCUUUGAUGUCCUGAACAUACUUCGACUUCGAUACGGUGCUCACCUGCAUAUCUAAGGAGGAUUUUUCCUGGGCGCUGCGUUUCAUCGGCUCGCUGCUAAAUGUGUUUUCCAUGUUCACCGCUUGUUUUCGCGAUCUUACUCUAGUUAUCUUCACCUAUGA
Messenger RNA from Somion occarium, 1968 nucleotides. The record is from the annotation of a GenBank genome assembly. Lineage: Eukaryota; Fungi; Basidiomycota; Agaricomycetes; Polyporales; Cerrenaceae.